This is a messenger RNA of Phytophthora infestans T30-4, 2496 nucleotides long. RefSeq names its product tubulin/FtsZ family. The transcript is spliced from 8 exons. Bases 1 to 1269 code for a protein of 422 amino acids. Lineage: Eukaryota; Oomycota; Peronosporomycetes; Peronosporales; Peronosporaceae. The record is from RefSeq and is a predicted model, not a curated record. Gene Ontology annotation, cellular component: cytoplasm; microtubule. Gene Ontology annotation, molecular function: GTP binding; structural constituent of cytoskeleton. Gene Ontology annotation, biological process: microtubule cytoskeleton organization; mitotic cell cycle.
AUGCUCGCGCUGCAAGUAGGGCAAUGCGGGAAUCAGCUCGGGCGCACGCUCUUCGACAAGCUAGCAGAGGAGGAGGGUGCGACCAGCUUUAUAGAUUCUGCCUUCUUCCGUUCGCAGGACGACUUCUGCAACCCCCAUUCGGUGGUGCGCGCCUCCAACACACGACGAGCGCGCGCGGUGCUUAUUGACAUGGAGCCAAAGGUCAUUCAGCAGUGUUACAAGCCAUCGAGCUGCAGGAAGGCGGAUGCUUUAUGGGAAUACGAUCCCACGAACUCGUUCACAAGGCAAAGCGGUUCAGGUAACAACUGGGCCUGUGGAUACCGAACACAGGGCACGGAGGUGGAAAGCGAGCUGUUGGACCUGCUUCAGUCGGAAGCUGAGCGUUGUGACUUGUUGAAAGGAUUUCUCACGCUGCAGAGCGCAGCAGGAGGCACAGGCUCUGGACUGGGCUCGUUCCUCACAGAAACGUUAGCGGACUUCUACCCGUCGAGUUCAUUGUUGAACGCUGUGGUGUGGCCAUAUCAGUCUGGGGAAGUGAUUGUGCAGAACUACAAUGCGAUGCUCACCAUGGCAAGUCUCGCUGACGUCGCUCACGGCAUUUUCAUGCUGCAGAACGACACAGCCAACCUGAUCUGCCAGAAGCUGCUGCGUAUCCCGAAUCCUUCGCUCGAUGCAAUGAACGAGGUUUUAGCAGCUCAUUUGGCUUCUUCUCUUCUAGAAAUCUGUGAACGUUUGUGUCAGCAUCCGGCGUACAAGCUUUUGGAUAUCAAGAUGGCUCCGCUGAUGCCACACCGGUCUAAGAAGUUCAGCACACACUCCUGGACGGGCAUCGUGAAGCAUUUACACCAGAUGCAAGUUGCCAAUGCAGCGUUUGAAGAAGGCAUCGAUUGGGACAUAUCUCUAGCAACUGACCACGGGAAAGCUCUCAAUCGGGCAGUCGGUAGUAUCCUCAUUUUACGAGGUGAGAGCUCAAUACAAGCUGACCCAACAACAUUCUCGGACCCACGGAUGUAUGCCCCAUGGAAUGCGGAUCCGUUUCGAUGCUACUCGUCCUGCUCGAGUUUCAGUGCCUACGACAAAACAGGGACUUUGAUCAGCAACUCGAAAGCUAUGCUACAGACGCUAGCGAUCACGAUGGACAAGGCCUACGAUAUGUUCUCUCACGGUGCGUAUCUGCAUCAAUAUGAACGCUUCGGUGUCGACCGCGAUUUUUUCCAAGAAGCCUUUCUCCGGAUUGACCAGAUCACGCAAAACUACUCGUCGCUUUGAUCGGAAUCAAGCGCUGGGCCUACACAUUGUUAACUGAGCGCACAAGCGUCACGAAAUAGAAGAAAAAGAAGAGCGUUCACGAAUGCAACAGGGCAAAAUCCCUUGUUAUUCUUCAUUUACGAGGACGGAUCUCAUUUGUACGUGCCUACGAGGCCUCUGGGACAACACAAACAUGGUGUGGGGCUCACGGCUCCAGAUUGGACAUCAUUUCGAGCGGCACAAAUGUCUCCAAUAGCGCGAUAACGCUAUCAUCGAGCUCCAGCUCAUUUUCUUGCGUGACGAACUCGCCGUGGCUGUCCAUGAAUUCUCCAUCGUGCUUUAGGACCUGGUUUGCAUCGGGAAAAUGGGACGGCGGGGUCAUGGACGGGUUGUACAUUUGCUGCCUUUGAUUUACAGGGCGUGGAUGGUCGCUUGUGACAAGGACUUCAGUCUCGGUCAUUUUUGUGGGGCUAGCCGUGGCUUCCGCUUUCCGCCUUCGCGCGAUCUUUUCGCGAUAUUUCUGAGCAUGAGUCAUGGUCUGGCGCGUGGUUCGAGUUCCAAUGUGUGCAGCGAUGGUUUUCCACGGACCGGACGGGUAACAUUCGAGGGCCUCUAAGAACAACUCGUGCUCCUCGAGGGUCCAGGGCGUACCAGCGCGCUUUGUGGGCAGUGAGCGGGCUUGGUCCUGGUUGGGUGCCAGGCGAAUGAGCUCUUGGUCUUUCUGAAAGUACUGACUCUGGACGCGCUGUGUGAUGGUCAUGUCAAUGUAAUUGAUAGAAAUGUGGGGGCGGACCGUGCUGUAGUGCGGAAGCCGUGUAGUGAUGUCACUGGGAUGACAAAUGUAAGAAUGAGGAAGACGCAGCCGCCGACAGGUUUCGUCCGAUGGACCGUUCACAUCAUUAAAUUGCCAAUUGCAGUUGGGACAUGGAGCACAGAGACGGUCGAGGCGGUGACUUGGAGUCAUGGAAGGGGCGGUGCGGGGCCUUCACAAUUGGCCUACAGUGGAAACUUCUAUUCCCAUUAACAGUUUCCAGGUGAAAAUCCAGGUUCUGUUGAUUGGAUAUUGCUCGACUCCGGAUCUUCGACUGGUGAGACUGCCGAAUCUGGGGUCGUCGAUUCGAGACUCAGGAUGCUUUGGAGACUCGCCGGAGGGGCAGCGACGCAAAUCCUAAUCCUGGCUCGAAUCUAGCCACAUAAUCGGCGACAACAGUGUAAAUAAUACUACUAUCUGUAUUAUCAUUUCUCUAC